Molecule: messenger RNA, 7859 nt
Organism: Paramuricea clavata
Lineage: Eukaryota; Metazoa; Cnidaria; Anthozoa; Malacalcyonacea; Plexauridae
Source: the annotation of a GenBank genome assembly
GCUUAGUCAGUGUGGGACUUUCACGAUGGCGUGAACUAUCUUAAUAUGAGCUGUUGAUGAUAUUUUUGUGCGAAUUUUAACGGAAUUGAGUCCAAUAUAAUCCCUGUGGAAAGAUGUCGGGCGUGAGAGCUCGAAGCAGUGUUUUACUUGGUUUCGACGGAGUUGCUCACUCUAAUUCUCAGCCUGAGCCUGUCUCGAAUACGUUCUACAAGAAGCCGUGGUAUAAAUCUCGUUUGCUCAGUGUGCUAUGUGUUGCCUGGCUCAUUUUCACACUUUGCCUUGCUAUCAUGAUGAUCGUGUCCCUGGUACAGCCUCAAUGGAUCGGUCGAAAUCUUUCCGGAGCGAAGGCAAGCUUUGGAUUGUAUAGAACUUGUUCGUGGACGCGUACCGGAGACUGUGAAGGCAGUAUGUUAGAGUUCGAUGAUAUUCCUUCUUCAGCUUGGAGAGCAGCGUCCAUUUUGGUUUUGUUUGCCGUCAUUGCUUGUUUUGUGGCUGUCGUCGUAUGGGCUGCAUUCUGGUUGUGCUUUGUGGAACGUGCCUAUGUUGGAUUUCGUAUUUGCAGUGUGCUUGUAUUGGUCGCAGGUAAGAACAACUAAUUCCGAUCAUUGAUUUGCUCAUGAGUUGUAUAGUCUGAUAUCAGCAAGAAUAUAUACGUAUAAACAUGGAAUAGGUUACAACUAUAAUCUAUAUUACUCAGUUUACUAGCAAUGCAGUAAUUGAAUAUGGAAUGACGUGAUGUACGCUGCCAUGCUUACACUGCAUGCAUGUAUAAUCCUUAGUCAAGACAUAUAGCCCAAAUACUUGUCUUGUUUGUAAAACUCUUGGUGUUUGCUUAAAAAAUAUGUCACCUAACAUAGCGAAUUUCAUCAAUUAAGUAUUACUCCGUUAUUCAUGUAGGUUAUAGUUAUAGCUUUACUUAAAACCCUGGCAAUACCGCUGUGGUACUGCAGGUGUAAAAUAUAGUGAUAAUCUAUGAUGGCCUUUUAGACAUGCAAAACACAUCGAAGUGUUGUCGGUAUUUUGUGUUUACUUUAGUGUAAGAUAUGGUAGAAGCACUGUAAAAUGGCUCGAUAUGUCAACGUACUUUGCUACUUUUCACAAGUAUUUUGUCUCUGCUAUAUAAUCAAUAUAACAAUAUUAUAGAAUAAUAUGGUUUUAUUCAUUCAAGUGCGGUUCUAUAUAAAUAUUCGUGUUGUGCUCGCUUGAAAUGUGCGCUCAUUAAUUAAUUUUUGCCACCUGUAAUAUUUUAUUUAACUAUUCGCUGAGCUUCGUCGCAUCUAGCUAUAAUACAUAUAGUUCUCUUAAAAAAAUAGUCGUUUUAACUAAAAUGGGACAAUAUUCUUGACUAGAAAAUUAUUAUCGCAACUUGCUUGCAUGCAUGUACAUCUUCAGAAAGAUUAUAACUGUGUCUGCAUGUGCAUGGCGUUAUGGCUGUAUACACGAACGGUAGAUAUAAUGUGCCCACUUUUCAUGGAAGAACUUAUAUCAACCUAACUUUCGAGUAUUUUAAUAUAUUUCUAAGCGCAAAAUAUAUAAUACUCUCGUAUUUCCUAGAAUUCAUAAAUCUUUAACUUGUCUCAAUUCUUCUUUGAAAGUACAUUUUUGGCGUUGCCAUAAUUGCAGCCAUUGCACAGCAACUGAAAAGUUUCACGCUGCAUGUUCAAUUUUUUUUUAUGGAAAGCUAGAACACAUCGAUAUACAUAUAGUAUCUUUAUCUAUAGACAUUAGUCAAAAGCCAUUGAACUGAAAGGGCUUGAUGAAAACUUUGCAUAUUUAACUUUCAUUUGCACAUUGGAUAUUGGGAUUUGCCUAUUUUUGUUACGGGACUGAGUAUAAUGCAUGAAAGACGCAAGAAUGGGAAUGAGAAAACCUUCACCAUUAUAAAGACGGUAAUUUGUUGUUGGACAUUUCAGAGUUUAAAUAAUUUCAAGGAAAGCUUUACGGAGCAACUUUGAUUGAGAGUUUGUCUGAAAAUGUCGUCGGGAAGACUGCAUUCUGUCCUUCUCCGGCUCGAGGUCAUUUUUUGCUAUUGUGAAGAAAGCAUUCGGAUAAUUAUUUUCCCAUAGUUUGUAAUUAGAUUAUGUUAAGUAAUGUUUACACUACACUCGUCAUAUUCAUCAGAUAGGCCAUUUUUCACGUCAAGUUUGGAUUAGUAGAAUUUUCUUUCGUUUUGCGAAAGACAAAAGUCGUUCAGGAGUUAAUUUAUUCUGUUUAGCGAUACAGGAUUACAGGAACGAGUAUAUUCCGUGCACGAUGAGUUUGAAUGGACUUUCCUUGUAAUUCGUAAUUUAAAACGUGCGCGAUAAUUAUGUACAUAACAUGAUAAGCAAAUACGCCGUGCAAUUUAAGGUGUUUCAGUCUCUUGAAAUUGGCCUGUUUGACAAAAAUAACAGGACACUUCUACAAAAUCGUGUUACGUUAUUUUAUUGCUUUACUUGCGAAUUUUAGGGUUGAUGUAUAGCGUCCCCAUGCCGGCAUCUCAGUGGCAUACUUAUACCCCUGGAAGCGGGAAUGCAAACGCAACUGUCUAAAGCCCAGGUCACACUACACAACGAUAACGAUACGAUAACUUGUAUACGCGCGCUGAUUGGUCAAAAAUUUAUCGUUAUCGUUCGACUGAAAAAAAAAAUCGCUCAGGUGAGCGAUUUUAAAAUCGUUAUCGUUAUCGUCAAACGAUAAUUUUAUCAUUUUUGUUGUAGUGUGGACACUAACACAAUUUUUUUGCCAAUUAUCGCGUAUUUACAAUUUAUCGUAUCGUUAUCGUUGUGUAGUGUGACCGGGCCUUAAACCAGAGAUAAGAAAACAUUUUUUCAAGUAGUUAAAAUUGAGCACUACCGACACUAUAUCGAACCCCACAUAUGAGACAUUUUCAUAGUCAUUCAACUCACUAUAGCACUUGGUGGAGAAAUAGUUCACUAUCAAAACACUGACCAAAAAUUCGGAAUCAUAUUUUAACCGAUCUAUGAUCCCCAACAGCCAUGCUGAUUCCUACUUUCUGAAGAAGAAAUCUAAUUGAUGAUCUAAACACUAUUUUCUUUCAUCUUAAAACCGUAUGUUUUCUAUAAAUGGAAGUAUGAUAAACUACAUCAAAAUCAUGAUUCAACUGUGUUACGAAAUAAAGGCCGGGCUGUUUGUGUAAGAGUCAGUAAGACAGGUUAGCCCGGCUAACCAAGCAAACUAAUCUCUUCCAUAUCUUCACUCAUAUUCACCAAGUUUACUAAUAUUCUUCUAACUUUGGUCGUUUUGGUUGUUAAUUUCAUCUCUAUUAUUACUUGUGACAAACAUGUAGUUAAUUUCCCAUGCUUAAUUAUUUCCAUUCGUCUCGUGCUGUGUUAUUGGUGGCUGAAUAAUGAUAGUAUUAUUUUAUUUCUAUAGUAAUGGUAAAGUGGGUGUAUACCCUACCUGCGGGAAGUCCUAGGAAUAGGUAUUUCUAGCAAAAUCGGUUAUACAUAUACGUAAUGACUGUUGUAUAGGCCUGCACAGUCGAGCCCAUGACGGCGCACUUCUCCUUCCAUCGUUCAGUAACCAAAAUGUUGUUAGGGUACACACCAUGCGAAACAUUUAUGGUCACAAACACCAGUACUUCCUUCGUAAUAAAUACAAUUCACUGGAAUGUGAAUGGUGAAAUCCGGCCACAGUAUGGGAAUUGCAAUUAGCAUGGAAAUUGGUUUUCCAUUGUGGAGAGGAAAUUGAAAUUUAUGAAUUUCGUAUUUGUAUUUUGUAUUUUAAUACAUAUAUAUGAGUCGUGUUUUAGGGAGAGUUACUAUUCUUUUACUUUUAGGAUUAGGAUUAGAGUAAGGGUUAAGUUCAAAAUACAAAAGAAUACAAAAUUACAAAAGUCUAAAAAUAGUAACUCCCCCUAAAACGUGACAGGUUUAAUUUAAUCGAUCAGCUCAAAGUAGACGAUGUUAAUAUUGAAUGGAUCAAAACUGUCACUGCAGAGUAUGGACAUCUUCUUGUAUCGGUAUAAAUCCUGGGGGGGGGGGGGGGAAUACUGUAAAAGUUAACAAAACGAAGUAGCUACUGCCAUUUGCAUGCAGUAGCCGAAUGUGAAUUACACUUUGUCACUUUCUCCUGUAUAUCUUACAGUUUAUGGUUAAUUUUCUUUACUAUUGAGUUACCACGAUGAACGCUUUCAAAUAUUAUGAUCUAUGACUGUUGCAGUACGUAUUUAUGUUAGGCUCACACGAACACGACUCCAUGCACUUUAGUCGGUUCUUUCUUGACGUGCGAGGAACCGAAAUAAGUAGACAUGGUUGCCAACUCUCACGGAUCCACCGUGAUCGUCACGGAUUCUACUAAAACCUCACGGUGAGUUCACAGCUUGUUGAUAUAUCACGGAUUUCGAAAAUGACACAACUGGUUCUUAAAUAUGUUGGCUUUGUUGCACAUUUUAACUAUUAAGAGUGACUUCAUUUGCGUCAAAUUACAUAAAACUUUUUUCCUUCUGAAAAGAUUCACGCUAUAUUAAACCAAAAAUAGACAAUCGAAACAUCGCUACAUGCAAACUCAUGGGUAUUCAACAAUAUGGUUUUGUUUAAUAUAAAUAAAAGCUACCAAAACUUGUGUGUAUAAGGUGUAGAAGACUCUGAAAAUGCCAUUUCCAACGAUCUAGAUACUCCGCCCCACAAAACAAAAUCUCACUCGGGUGUUUUUUGCCAAAGUUGGCAACUAUAUAUGGGUACACCUGUAAAUAGCCAUAUAAAUUAAAUCUUAUCAUUCAGCAUUUUAGGAUUUUAUACGAACUAUCAUAAACCAAAUUUAUUGUUAUGUUUGAAUUAUUGUAAAAUUUGUAAUGUGUAUGUAAUAUUGUUUAUCUGGGACAAAAUUUCUGUUUUAUCUCAUUGCAAAUAGUACUUUUAUUUAUGAGUAAUAUAUAAAAUCUAUACUUAGUGUCGUGGCAUUUUUGACUACGCCCUUUUGUCGGGCAAAAUGAGUCCAUCCCCCCCCCCCAAUCUUGAGACCAAGAGACCAUGAGCAGUCGAUCUUUAUCUGAUAUACGAACUUGGAUGCGAAUGUUUUAACGCACUUAAAAAACGACCCAUCUUAUGAGUUCAUUGGCGAAGUAAUUUUUAAAAUAAACAUUGUCUAAGCCGAGAAAAUUAAAGCUGAAGUUUAUGUAAAUCAUUCAUUUCCUUCGAAUUUUCUUCAUGAAUUAUUAAUGAGUAUUUUAAAUACAAAUGAUACAAAACACUACUCGAGCAAAGUUUGAAGUGAUUUAAUCGUCAAUAGUUCCCAUAACAUUUAUUUCAAAAUAGGCAAUAAUAUUGAAUGGAUCAAAGCUGACGCAGACAGAGUGUGGGAAGUAUGGGCCUCAUUGGUAUAGUUUCAAGAUGGUGUCCUUUGUUUUGAUAAAGAUCACUUUGCACGGUCUUACCGCCUACCGGUAAUUUUUACAAAAGGACUAUAUAGCACAGGAAAGACAAGCCAUGCACUCACCCUCGUAAAAUAACUGCACAAUUGUCAUGUAUACAGAACCUAUACUGUGAUAUUGGUUCAUCUGCAGUUCGGAAAUGACUCUAGUCUCUAGCUAAAAAUCGUUAUUUUAUAUUUCAGGGAUAUUUUUUCUUCUCGCGUGUUUCAUAUAUCCCAGUGGAUUCGACGCAGCAGAAAUCCGUGCAAUUUGCAGUGACAAUGCUGACUCGUACAAACUUGGCGACUGCAAAAUGAUGUGGGUGUAUUGGCUAGCCAUCAUAUGCACCAUUGAUGCUUUCAUUUUGUCUUGCUUUGCCUGGUUGAUCGUUGUAAGGGACGAUAGAAUAUUGCAACCAAAGAGAAAACCUGUGGCGAUGCAAAAUGGAACACAGCUAAUGGAACUGAAAGCUGAUACCCUUGGAAGAAGCUCUACAUCAAUCUAAUACGAUUCAUUUUGUAUAUAUACCGAUAAUUUAUAUAUAUAUUCGUGUGUUAUAAAUGUCGUUUCGGUACGGGCAGAACAUGUGGCUUUGCAGAAGGAAUUUUAUAUAUCCCUUCUUGUUAAAGCACCUUUUAAAACGCUACAUUUUGCUCUGUUACCUUGAAUAAUAAGAACUACACACGUAAAAGUCUCACAACUUGUCAACAAGAUGUGUUCGCAACAGGCUUGUAGCAAGCUUGCCAACAAGUUGUAACAAUACUGUUAUUUUAUCAAGUUGCUAUAAGGUUGUCACUCACAACUUGUUGACAAAUUAUUGAAUUGCCGGACAAUGGCGAGUUGUUGGAACAACUUGUAACAAGUCUGUUGAGCUCAACAACCUUGUUGCAAGUUGUCAACAAGCCAUUGACAACUUGUCAACAAGCUGGGAACAAGCAUUGCGAACACAUCCUGUUGACAAGCUGUUGGAACAGCAUUGCUACAAGUCUGCUGCAGGUUUGAUACAACUUGUGCGUUUUUACGUGUGUAGUAAAGAGACCUAUCUGGUUGCGCGUGGCGUAUGCGUGUUCAGAGAACAAAUAUAUAGCAUGCACAAAUGCUCAUGCAUGUCACUAUUGAACAUAUUUGCAGAUCGAAUAGGUUGCAUGAUUAUAGAUGACGGCCAAUCGACAUAUAGAUGGGACCACUGAUCGAUGCAUGAACUAUAGUACUGGAUAGAGUAUCCCUUUGAAUUCAAUGAGCCAAUUUUGAACCAGAGUAAUAUAUAUAUAUAUAUGUCUGAUGGGGAGAUUUUUAAACCUGUUCAAUUAUUUACAUAUCGAAUUGUUUGGAGUCUAAUUAAAUAAGUUUAACUAACAAUAUAGAUCAUAGCUUUGCAUACCUCUUCUGAUGAGCAUUUUAAACCCUACUUAAUGAGACUUGAUGCGGCCACGUUGGUGCAACCUUAUUAGUUAUUCAAGCAGCGAAUUUGAGACAAAAAAGAAGCCAGUGAUGACCAAUUUAUAUGUAUAGGCAAUAGGCGUCCUAUCCCAACAGUUAUCAGAAAUUGUUAGAACCCAAAGGUCGCGGGUUCGAUUCUCACCGUGGUCAGGCAAAUUUUUCAGCUUGCCUGGUGUGGAUGCACACUCAGAGUAACACCACAAACAUCAUAUUCACCUGAGUACAUAACACCAACACACACAAGAAAGUCUCUUCUAACAUGUCAGCAACACUAUACAGUACAUUUGAGUGGUCACACCAAAGUGAUCGCCAUAUUGGCUUUGUUUAUGCGUGGUGGAUGCACUAUCCAGGACUCUAGUUUUCAGGUCAGUGGAUGGAACAUAACGUUAUACACGGAUAGCCUUUAUUCUUUCAGCUCAACUUGUUUCCAUAUUUAAAAUUAAUCCUACUCCCAAUUAAUCCUACCUUUAUCAUAAUCUCCGACCAUAAUCCUAAGCCAUAAUUCACGUUAUUUUGAGGAAGGUUUGAAAAUUCUUUGCAACUCUGUCUUUGAAAACGGACACACAAAACAAACUGUAUAAGCAUCGCCUUAAGACUGAAUGAAAUUAUAAAGGCUAGGUGUGUAUAGUGGAAUUCUGCAAAAGAUCAAAAUGCGUCGAAAAUUACGAAAUAAGUAUAAAUUAUUUUAUAAUAUAUGGUAAAGUUGAAACUUGCUCUGCUGCAACGACUAUUCCCUAACAUCAUUUUGAAAUUUAUGUAGGUUUACCCUGUGUCCGUUGUAGUCAUUCGUUUCAUGUAUUUAUAAUAAAUCAAUUUCUAAUGCGCUUUGAUAUGCCAGCAACUCUGGUACAAAUGUACAAUAGAAUUAACAUUUUUCAGCCUAAAACAUGAUGCAUGCCAUGUAGUCUAGCCAGGGGAAAUAAAUUAACAAAAUAGCUUUUUGUCCCUUUAAUAUGACUUUUGAUAUUUAUACUCCCCUUUUAAGUUUUUGCCCGUUCUCCCCCCCCCGUGGCCAAUGUUGAUUGAGCUGAGAAGAUCUCCCCGUUCGUAACUGGCCUAAUUCCAC